GCGUGAGCGCGAUACGUAUACAUGCGGAUGCGUAUAUAUGCCGAUGAGUAUAAAUUCCUGCAGUGCAUUUCUCGCAUUACAGAUAUUUAUAUGUGUGUAAAUUAAAAUAUACAUCAGUAUAUGGUAGUAUACAGUAAUGUACAGACGUAUACAGCAACGUACAGACGUAUACAGCAACUAAUGUACAGCACUCUGGUUUCCUCUGCUAACGCCUUGCUUAUUGGGGGAACAUGCAUAAAUGCACUCUCUCGUAUAUUGUAAAAUCUCAAUUUGAAUUCCUAGUUUUAAUUUGUUUAAAAAUUUAAUUAGUUUUAAUUAUAUUUAAUUUUGUUGCUUUUGAUGGGUAUGCAUGGGGUGGGGUGGGUGUAUACUCGUGGAGGUGAAAAUCCGUAUAUAAUGGCGUACUCUAAAUAUACACGUGUGUGUGUGUGUUUUUUCUGCUCAGCUAGCUAUUUUAAUUUUUCUCCCUUUUUUUUUGGCUAUUUUUGGCUAUUUUUUUUUUUUUUUUUUUUUUUUUAAAGACUUGUUCAUAUUUUUUUUGAAAAAAUAUUAUUGUGUCAGUUAAAGAAUAAACAGGGAUUUAUCAACUUUGUCCAUUUCGCUCUUGUGCACGUCGCAGUUUUCAAACAACUUCUUAUCAUAAUUGUUACACAUUCCAUAAUUGAAAAUUUUGAAAUAGUCCUUCUCUGCACCAAAACUUUUGGCCUUUCCGAAUAGAGAGAAAUUUUCCCAGCUAACAAGAUUGUCGGGGUUUUCCUUUUCCUUCAUCAUUUUGCUGCCCAUGUUAGCCUGCUGUUCACAGUCUACUCCAACGUCCAUCAUGUUAUUGCCGUUCAUUAUGUUCCUGUUGUUGCCUGAAAAAUCAGGCCUUGCCGCUCCGUUGUUCUUCUGUUCUUUGUUAAGCAUAAGGUACUUGCACAGCAUGCGUUGCGUCCUGCUGUUACAAUCUCCGCCGUUGCUCAUGUGCACGCCGCUACUGUUCAUGCUGCCCAUGUUCAUGUUCAAGCUCAUGUCGUUGAUGUUGCCCAUGUUGAGAGGUAAGUCGUUGAUGCUGUCCAUGUUCAGGGGCAAGUCGUUCAGGCCGUUCAUGUUGAGCGGCAGGUCGUUCAGGUUGUUCAUGUUGAGCGGCAGGUCGUUCAGAUCGUUCAAGUCGUUCACAUUCAUGUUGCCCAUGUUGUUCAAAUUGCCCAUGUUGUUCAGGUUGCCCAUCCCGUUCAUGCCGUUCAUGCCGUUCAUGCCGCUCACGCCACUCAUACCGCCCAUGUUCAUGGCCAUGUUGCUCACGUUGCUCAUGUUGUUCAUGUUGUUCAUACCCAGGCCGUUCAAGCCGCUCACGCAGUUCAUGUUGCCCCCGCUGUUCCCGUUGUUCAUGUUCAUGUUCAUGCCACUUACGCUCAUUCCGCUCACGCCGCCCACGCCAUUGGCGCUGUUCAUGCUGUUCAAGCUGCUUAUGCUGCCCAUGCUGUUCAAGCUGCUUAUGCUGCCCAUGCUGUUCAUGCUAUUCAAGGUGUUCAUGGCGUUGACGCUGUUGUUUAUGGUGUUGGCACUAAAAAAAAGGUCCUCGUAAUUCAGCUUCUCCAGAUUCGUUCCACUAAAAUUGUAAUAAUUAUCUUCCGAUCCGUUAUUGUGCAUAUUCAUACUCAUGUCCAAAUUUUCAGCAUUCGGUGAGGCCAUGUUAAAGUUCAUUAAGGAGGACGAAUUGCUGUUGUUUCCAAUGCCUUUACCAUUCCUCGCAUAUUUCAUUAGGGCUCCGCUGCUACCAUUGCUACUUCCAAUCAUGUUGUUGUUCGCGAAAUUCCCCAACGAAUUGUUUCCAACUUCAUUUAGCAUGCUGUUGCCAAUGCUGCUUCCUUUUCCAAAUUUUUCUAUACCACUGUUGUGUUCUUCUAGGAAGCCCAAAACGUUCAAAUUGUCAUUCAGAAAUUGCUCCUCAUUGAACUUUGUACAAUCCUCAUGCUUUAGGUAGUUUCCUACGGACGAUGGAGUGGCAUUCCUGUUCCUUCCGUCACACCUACUGCUGCUGCUGUUGUUCAUAAUUUCUGCGUUCUUGUACUUGUGGUUCUUGUGGCCCUUCUUGUGGUAGUCGUGCGCAUCGUUCUUCCUGCCAAUCUUGUUGCUGUUGUGGUUCGAGCUGUGGUGAGCAACGUGGUUUGGGCCGUGAUUUCCGUUGUGGCUUCCGCUGUGGCUUCCGCUGUGGUUUUGGCCGUGAUUUCCGCUAUGGCUUCCGCCGUGACUUCCGCUAUGGUUUACGCCGUGCUGGUUGCCAUUUCCGCUGUGGCUUCCGCUCGUGCUUCCACUCUUGACGGCGUUUUUUGCGCCUCCCUUCUUGCUGCAGUCGUAGGAGUUGUCCGUCGUGCUGUCGUUAAGUGCAUGGGGGUCCAUUGCUUCCGUAACAUCGCCAACACCAUCGUCUUCCGUGAGCGCGCUAACCUUGUUCGGGUGAGUCGUCUCCUUCUUCUUGGGCAUAACACAAUACGUUUCAUUCCUCUUUCCGUUUUCUCCGUUGUGCAUAUUGUUGCUGAUGCCGUUUCCGCUCUUCUUCUUUUCAUAAUCCAAUUUGUCGUUCUUCAUUUUGCUCGUUCCAAUGAUUAUAUUCUUGUCUGUUAUUUCCAUUGGAUGUUCCCUUAAUUCAUUCUGGCCAUGAGCAUACCUGCAAAAUUGCCCUGAGAAGCAUUUCCCCUUAAUAAAGCUUUCGCACAAGGCCGUUUUGUACAAAUUUUCCGUGGCUCUCAAUUCGAUGUUCGUGUGAGCGUACUUGCACUUCUUAUCAUUGCAUGAUUCGUUAAUUUUCAAUUUCGGGCACAGGCUCGUUUUGCACAAAUUGGGCAACUCUCUCAGUUCAUUCUGUGCAUGCGCGUACAAGCAGGUCUUCCUCCUUUCGCACUUUCCUUUAAUAUACCAUGGGCAGAUCUUCGUCUUGUAAAAGAGAAUCCUCCUCUCGCUAGUGUUUACCACAUUGCUCAGAUUAUCUUCCUUCCUCAUGUUCCUAAAUUCGUCAUUCAUCUUUUCCUUCGGUGCCGUGGGAAACAUUUUCUUUUCCAUAAACUUCGCAAAAUUUUUCUUGCCGUUCAUUUUGUGGAGAUAUGGUGCAGGUGUAAAAGUUGGGUGCAGUUGAUUUGACUUCCCUUUUGGGUGGACUUAUUUUUUUGUUUUCUUUUUGCUAAGCGUGGGUAGCUAUAUAUAUAUAAUAUAUACACGCGUGUACUUCUUUUCCCCUGUGUGGCUGCCUUUUCGCGCUUCCUCUUCUUCUUCUUCUUUAGCGUGUGUUCGAGCGAAUCUACAGGUAUACGCUCAGUGCUGUACAAUCACAAUUAAAUGGUAAAAAAGUGGCCACAGCAAUUAACACCUUACGGGCACGGAAACGUAUGCACCGCGGGGUUGAAAAAAUAUCUCUCUCCUUGUACGGUAAUAAAAAUGAUGCAGGCAGUGCGGUUAUUAGCACCCGUAUAAUCGUAUAAGCAUUAACCCAAUAGGCGCUUUGCAAGUUGCGCAAUGCUAAUUUUGCAAGUGGAAAAAAAUGUACCCCGUGUAUUAUACUCCACAGUAAGGGCGUUACACAAAGGCAUAAAAAGGGUAAACAGUUUGGAUAAAACACAAUGAUUAGGGGGGGGGGGGGGGAAUAAUAUCGUCUCUCUUUUGCUGGUUUUUUUAUUC
Messenger RNA from Plasmodium vivax (malaria parasite P. vivax), 3654 nucleotides. RefSeq lists its product as hypothetical. Bases 782 to 1567 code for a protein of 261 amino acids. The transcript is spliced from 2 exons. NCBI's taxonomy places the organism in Eukaryota, Apicomplexa, Aconoidasida, Haemosporida, Plasmodiidae. The record is from RefSeq and is a predicted model, not a curated record.